AUAGAUCAACUACAUGUAAACUACAUUUAAACUACAUCAAACUACACCCAAACUAUAAACAAACUACACCUGAACUACAGCUUAACUACACUUCAUCUACUCCGGAACAAUAAAUUAACUACAUCUAAACUACUCUGGAACUAUAGAUCAACUACAUGUAAACUACAUGUAAACUACAUUUAAACUACAUUUAAACUACAUCACACUACACCCAAACUAUAAACAAACUACACCUGAACUACAGCUUAACUACACUUCAUCUACACUGGGAUAAUAACUGAACUAAUCUGGAACUAUAGAUCAACUACAUGUGAACUACAUUUAAACUACACCAAAAUUACACUUGAACUACACCUAAGCUACAAUUGAUUUACAUAUGAACUAACUAACUACUCCUGAACAACAGUGGAGCUACACUGGAACUUUGAAUAAACUACAUUUAAACUACACCCAAACUACAUCAGCACUAUAAACGAACUACAGCUGACUUACAGUUAAACUACAGCGUAACUACACUUGAUCUACACCUGAACAAAAAUGAACCACAUUGGAACUAUAGAUAAAGUACAUGUGAACUACAUUUAAACUACACUUGAACUACACCUAAGCUACAAUUGAUUUACAAAUGAACUACUCCAACAACAACAGCUGAACUACACUGGAACUUUAAAUAGACUACAUUUAAACUACACCAGAACUACACCCAAACCACGGUGGAACUAUAAACGAACUACACAUGAACUACACCAGGAUUACCCCUGAACUACAGCCGUUGCAGGUGGAGCUGUAGAGCCGGGUGAAGGUGGAUGGAUCUUUGCUGUUGGUUGGAGUUCCUCAGGUUGGAUGCAGGGUGUAGCAGAUCUCACAGCUCUGCUCCAGUAAGAACUGGGUUCCUGAAGGUGGUGCUAUUGAGAUGGAUAUCCGGGAUCCUGUAGCGCUGUUUACAGAAGUAUCUGGAAUAUAUUUGCGUUGUUAUCCACGACACUGACGACCCGGAUCUCCAGCUCCGGUUCGGGUGGAGGGAGGCUGGGGGGCGGAGCUUCAGGAUGGGGUGUAACAUGUGUGUGAUCCAGAAGCCUGAGGAACAGUGCCGGGUCAUGUUCCAGGUGAGCGCUAAGGAUCUGUCCAGGCUCUCUCAGGAACAUGGUCUGGAGGCUCUUCGCUGUGGGCGGGACUUUAGGCGGGGGCCCAGGAGGAAAGGGGGCGUGGUCAUGGGUGGUGGUUUGCCACUAUUGGCUGACUGUGUGGACAGUGGGACGCAGACGGACAUCAGCUUUCAGAACAUGGUUACGGUGGGCCGGGGAUACCGAAGCUGCGGACCCCCGCCGUCACCGUCCCCGCCUCUUCCACCUGUCCCUGAGCCGUACCUGUUCAGCCAGCUGUCGCCGCUGGAUCAUGUGUACUACGACCCCACCGACUACUUUGAUAUCACUCAGCAUGAGGUGGACCGAGCAGAUGAUCUGGAGUAUGAGGAGGUGGAGCUGUAUAAAUCCCGGGAGCAGGAGAAGCUGGGUCUGACGGUGUGUUACCGCACCGACGAUGAGGAGGACCUGGGAAUCUACGUGGGGGAGGUGAACCCAAACAGCAUUGCUGCUAAAAACGGACGAAUCCGAGAAGGGGACAGAAUACUCCAGAUAAACGGAGUGGACGUACAGAACCGUGAGGAGGCCGUGGCCAUACUGACCAGAGAGAACAGCACCAACAUCUCCCUCCUACUGGCCAGACCUGAGAUCGAGAACGAGCCAGACGACUUGGAGCUGGAACUGGGGGUCGGUCUAGGCCUGGAAGUCCUGGAUAACAGGCCUCACCUGGCCAGCCCUAACCAAAGCGGGAGAGCCAGUUCGGCCCUCAGCGACUCAGCGGUCAGCGGCCAUCGUGCCGGUCAUCCUGAUCUGUGGCAUACUGCACUCAGCAACAGUCAGGAGCUGGACAGCGGGGUUGGGCGUACGGAUGAGAGCACUCGGAAUGAAGAGUCUUCAGAACAUGACCUGCUGGCAGACGAUGCCACUAGUGCGUCCACCACCAAUGCAACCAACACGCCUGGCAGCAUGCGGAGAUUCCAUGGUACCCCACUUGCACCAAUGCAUGGAAAAGAACUUCACUUCAGUAGCGAUUUUCUACUCGGACCUGAGGGGACAGUUGAGCAAGGGGUUUCUGAAACCGCAGCCUCAGGGGUGAGCAGUGUGCUGAUGCCUGGACUGACUGAGGAAGAGAGUGAACGGUACAGAGAGCUGCUCGAGAUUCGGUUGCUCUAUGAGAGAAAUGGGAAUCCAUUGUUCUUGCUGGCAGGAGGACCACAAGGGUACCCUGCAGGAGAGGUUCCUCUGGAUAUGAACUGCAACGAAAGUCUUCUCAGGCAUGAAAUUGCUCUACUGGAGGAGGAACUGCGGCACCUGGAGUUCAAGUGGCGCAAUGUCUUGAGAGCCCAGAAGAUGCAGCAACUGCGGGAGCGCUGCCUUAAGGUCUGGCCAGCAGAGAAAGAGGACGAUGGGGAAGAAGGUGCGAUGGCGGCGGCGGCAGCAAUCCACCACGAACUGUCUGACAUCAAUGAGAUUCCCGAGAGAGACCGCUCGGACAAGGAAAGCACCAGUGCCUAUAACACCGGUGGGGAAAGUUGCAGGAGUACACCUCUUGUUAGCGAGCGAUAUCCUUCACCCUCUGUGCCUGGAGACUCUAGUGCCUCUGCAACCUUGCGGCCUUAUGGUUCUCGACACAAGCCAAUAAGGGCACGAGAUGAGGGCUUCAACCUGCCUUCUUCCCCUAGUGCUAGGCGAAAGUGUGAAGAAGCAAGCAAUGGUAAGACUCCCAGCCCAAGGACAAAGGCUCGGUCAAUGUCCCACAAUGGAGGCAGCAAUGGCAAGAAGGUCUCCAACAGCGUUCGAAAGAGCAACAAGACAAAUGGAGCAGCAAGUGGUAUGGCGGCUUACCACCAGAGUGGUGGAGCAGAAGGAGGCAAGAGUGCAGAGAACAGUCCUUAUCUUUCCCGUCGUCAAUGCGGCUCCAAGAUGCAAGAACACUAUCAAAGCUGCACGCAACUUAAGGAUAUGGCUUCCAUGGAUGGUCCAGAGAUUCACAGUACCAUAGAUGAUCCAAUUAGUGGUCAGAGCAUCAUUGUUAGAACAAAGAGAGACUUGGAGAUGCCCCUUGAAACCCCUGCAAAUCCAAUGCCUUUAGUAUCGUCCUUUCCCCAAGCAUCUCCCAGGAUGGAGUGGAAGGUGAAGAUCCGUAGUGAUGGUUCCCGUUACGUGGCCAAGAGGCCCGUCAGGGAUCGCCUGCUAAAAGCUCGUGCCAUGAAGAUCUCUGAGGAGCGCAGUGGGAUGACCACAGAUGAUGACGCAGUCAGCGAGAUGAAGAUGGGCAGGUACUGGAGCAAGGAGGAGCGCAAACAGCAACUCCUGAGGGCCCGAGAGCACCGGAGACGCCGGGAGUUCAUGCUGCAGUGCCGCCUGGACUUUCUACGGGAACGAGAGAAGGAGCAGGACUCCAGCGGCCAGGGGCAGGCAUCCAUCCUGGAGCUCAGCCAAAGGAAAAGCAUGAAGAAGCGCAGCCGACGCAUCCUGGACAACUGGAUUACCAUCCAGGAGCUUCUGGCACAUGGGACAUGUUCAGAAGAUGGGAAGAAAGUAUUCAAUCCCUUGCUGUCCGUAACCACGGUCUAAGCAAGUUGAGAAACUGAGGGAUUUACCUUUCCUGUUGCAAAGUUUGGGAAAACUUUCCUUUUCCAAGUAAUUUCCUUGUCAGUUUUGCAAUAACAGCUUAUUAAAGAAACUAUGAAACUAUAAAGGAACAUCUGCAAAACCCUACCUUGGGAAUAAAACCAAAGGCCACGUUUUCUUCACCUUGCUUGUUAGCACUUGUUAAAUUUGUGCUUUUAUCACUUUCAAAUCAUGACAAAAACUGCUUUCAUACUAGUCUUUGAUGAACAUGAGGUUGAAUGGUAAAGAUCAAUGGGCCUUACUUACGAAUUUUUUUUUAAAACCUCGGCAUUCAAGUUUAGUAACUUAGGACAUGCUAAAUUCAGCUUAAGAGGACAAUGGAAUCCACCAUUUGAGCAAAGCUAUAAACGAUUCUUAAAUGAGACAUAAACUUUCCCUACAGUUGUUAACUGUUUUUUGUGGUUUCAGUCAACCCUAAAGAACACGCUUUACACAUGCAUUUCUGGACAAGCUGAGAGCUCCAGAACCCUCAAUGAAAAUGAAAGUAGCAUGUGGAUUUUACACUAAUUUGGCUUGAACUAAAACAUGAAGUGUUUUAGAUAAGCUUUGUCCGACCUGCUUCUCCAGAGUUGCACAGUGCAUUAGUGGUGUUCUGGUCUAUACUGGAAAUUAUAUAGAUCAAUGGCGCAAAUUCUAAAACUGAUAUUUAAAAGUAAAACUUAGUGAUGCAAAUAGUCAGCAUCCCAAAUUAUUAGUUGAAAUGCAAAUUUUUAGAGUUUAACAAAAAAAAAAUAUUGUAGUUGGUAAUUGUUGACUAUGCAAUUGUAAAAAGUGGUAAAAUACGUUUUUUUUAAGCUUGCAAAAAGUCAUGCUAAGUAUUCGUUAUUCAAUAAAGAAAGGAUAUUUCAGUGCACCCCUACCUAAAAUGGUACAUAAUGAUGUGUUUAUAAAAUCUAUAGAGGGAUACUGGUGAAUGAUGCCCAUUAUAGCCACUAGCAUUAGCACAAAGCUACUGUAAGAAUACCGUAAGUGACCUCAAAGACCGUAUUGCACGGGGAAAAGUACAAAGGGAAAGCUGUUAAACUGUUUUAGUCACUUUUAACUCAAAAUCUUUGACAGACAGCGGAGAUAACCACCUGUAUCUGCUGCUUUUUGCUGCUGGUUUCAGAAAGAAAAGACAAAAUCUCUAAAUUUUUUACUUUAGACGGAACGUACAAGCCAAGGUGUUCUAAACCACAAAAUGCUGCUGUUUCUUAAAUGUUGCCUACAUUUUUUUUUUACAUAAGAGUGGCCACCAGUGAGAGAAGGCACAAUUUAAAGCAGGUGUUUCUAAUAAAGUGGCCACCAGUAAGUGGAAGCACAAGUUAUAGUAGAUGUUUCCAAUAAAGUGGCCAGAGAAUAGAAGCACAUUAUAAGUGUAUUAUAAUAAACUGCUUUUCUGAAAAGACAAAUAUCUAAAGAAGACAUCUGCUGCCAUCUAGAGGCUGCACCAUGAACUGCACUCUAGGUUGUAUAACAGGAAACCUAAAAUAGGAAACAGUUUUGAUAAACUACAAACAUUUAAUUGCAUUAUUGAUCAUUUAAUUCUAAUACAUUUUUUUUGUGUUUUGAAUUUGUGAGGUGUUGCAAUUUAGGGUAGAAAAAAGUACUUUCAAAAAUAACUAAGAUUUCAGAUUCUUGUAUUUUCAGUUUUUAAAAAAGCAUCUAAUAGAUGAAUCAAAAUUUUUAAAUUUUUAAUUUUUUUUUUUUUACCCAACAAAAAUUUCAUCACCUCCCAAAUUCAAAACAACCAAAAAAUGCAUUAUUAAAAUUCUAAUUUGUGAAUGUCAUUAAAUAUUUUGGUUCAAAGUCCAAUAAAUUUAAUUCAAAUUCAAAAAUAAUUUAAUUUAAUUUAAAAAAUUGCAGCACUGGGAGGAUGAAGGCUUGUGUGGUCUUCCUCCAAAACUGCCACUAACACAAUACUACUACAGCUCAACAUGCUUGGAAGAGAAUGCUAACUGCUAAUAACUGCUAAUUCUUUUAUGUCAGCUAAACAUAAAGAUUAAUACCCACACACUGAUGGAUGUGGAAGAGUGAGGACCGUCCCUCCCCACCCAGACAAAACAAGGACAGUUAUAUUGUCUGGAACUCUUGGAAACUGACGUAUGGCUGUGGCAGCGCCAGGAAUUUAACCUGCGACCUCCUGAUGAUGGAGCUACACUUAGACAGUUGCUCCACCCAGGAGAUCCAGAAUGAAACGUAGUAAAUUCUCUCUAUAAGGGAACGAGGGAAUAAUAUCUGAGUGCCAAACUCAGAAAAGCACAGCGGAACCGAUGUUGGAAAAGUUUAAAGCACACAAAGAAAAGCCAAUAACGAAAAGCUAAAACUACGUUUUCUGAUCUUUCAUUCAGUUUCAUAACAAUCCAGCUCUCAGGACUGAGUACUAAAAGGUACGGAAGUUUUUACCCAUAAUGCUCGGAGAGAAUGCUGGAGCAUCUUCAGUUCUGUAAAAAGUUUGCAUGUUGGUGUGAGAACCUGUUUAAGUAUCCAGAGUGAAUCUGUCGAUGUGUCUUCUGUCAUCAUUACUGUUGCUAGUAUAGAACCGGUAUGAGUUUGUGUGUUUAACAGGUAUUUGUUGAUGUUUUGGAAUAAACAUUUUUUUGACUAAUUCA
Molecule: messenger RNA, 6307 nt
Organism: Astyanax mexicanus (Mexican tetra)
Lineage: Eukaryota; Metazoa; Chordata; Actinopteri; Characiformes; Acestrorhamphidae
Product: PDZ domain-containing protein 4
Exons: 7
Coding region: 1047-3659 (870 amino acids)
Molecular function (GO): protein binding
Source: RefSeq, a predicted model, not a curated record